Mangifera indica (mango) is the source of this 2049-nucleotide messenger RNA. RefSeq names its product protein HOTHEAD-like. The coding region runs from base 98 to 1879 and encodes 593 amino acids. The record is from RefSeq and is a predicted model, not a curated record. Lineage: Eukaryota; Viridiplantae; Streptophyta; Magnoliopsida; Sapindales; Anacardiaceae. The transcript has 6 exons. Gene Ontology annotation, molecular function: oxidoreductase activity, acting on CH-OH group of donors; flavin adenine dinucleotide binding.
CAAGGCCAACCAGUGAGAGCCACAUAGAGGUUGAAGAACUAAACUUCUUCUGUGAGAGUUUGACUGGUUUUCAGUGGCCACUGUGUGGUGCUUUUCGAUGGCUUUACUUGUUGAACAGAAGCAGCUGUUUCUGCGUUUAGCUCUUUGCCUCAGCUUGCUCUCUUCCUGUCAAGCUAGUAGCAAGUAUGCCAAUCCAUACAGGUACCCAUUUAUCAAACCAGCAAGCUCAUUCUCUUCGUCAUCAUCGUCAUCGUUCUCAUCAAGAAACGUCGAGAAUGGCUAUGACUACAUAAUUGUUGGGGGAGGCACAGCAGGGUGCCCAUUGGCAGCCACACUUUCUCAGAACUUCACAGUGUUACUGCUGGAGAGAGGUGGUGUGCCUUUCAGCAAUGUGAAUGUCUCAUUUUUGAGCAACUUUCACUUGACUUUAGCUGACACUUCACCAACUUCUGCCUCACAAUUUUUCAUUUCCACCGAUGGUGUCCUCAAUGCAAGGGCUAGAGUCUUGGGCGGUGGCUCCAGCAUCAAUGCUGGCUUCUACACCAGAGCAAAUGCGGGGUUUAUUAAGAGAGUAGGAUGGGAUGAAAAGCUAGUAAAUGAGUCGUAUCCAUGGGUGGAGAAACAAAUUGUUCACCAGCCUAAGCUUGCACCAUUGCAGAAAGCACUAAGGGACAGUCUUUUGGAUGUAGGGGUGUCACCUUUUAAUGGAUUUACCUAUGAUCAUAUAUCUGGAACCAAGAUUGGUGGCACCAUUUUUGAUAGGUUCGGUCGCCGUCACACCUCUGCUGAGAUACUUGCUUCUGCAGACCCCAAAAAGAUUACUGUCUUGAUCUAUGCCACAGUCCAAAAAAUUAUUUUCGAUACAUCAGGAAAGCGGCCAAAGGCAGUGGGAGUUCUAUUCAAGGACGAAAAUGGUAACCAACACGAGGCAUACAUUUCAGAUAACCCAAAAAGUGAGGUGAUUUUAUCAGCUGGAGCACUUGGGACACCUCAAAUGCUGCUGCUAAGUGGUGUUGGACCUAAAGCCGAACUUGAGAAGUUCAAAAUUCCUGUAGUACUUGACAAUGAGUUUGUUGGCAAAGGCAUGGCUGACAACCCCAUGAACUCUAUCUUUGUUCCUUCUCACAGACCAGUUGUGCAGUCACUUAUUCAAACUGUGGGGAUCACAAAGUUUGGUGUGUACAUUGAAGCCAGCAGUGGAUACGGACAGUCCAGAGAUAGCAUUCAUUGUCACCAUGGAAUCAUGUCAGCAGAGAUUGGGCAGCUCUCUACGAUUCCUCCAAAGCAAAGAACACCAGAAGCCAUUCAAGCUUACAUCAGAAGGAAGAGAGAAUUACCCCAUGAGGCAUUCAAGGGAGGCUUCGUUUUAGAAAAAAUUGCCAAGCCCAUGUCAACAGGCGAGCUUACUUUGGUCAACACAAAUGUUGAUGAUAAUCCAUCUGUUACUUUUAACUACUUCAGCCAUCCACAAGAUCUGAAACGUUGCAUUCAGGGCAUUCGUAUGGCUGCAAAGCUUGUACAAUCACAACAUUUCUUAAACUACACGAAAUGUAAUAAGCAAACUGUUGAGUCUAUACUCAACGCAAGUGUCAAGGCUAAUGUUAAUCUUGUACCUAAGCAUACCAAUGACACCAAGUCCCUGGGGCAGUUCUGCAGGGACACUGUGAUCACAAUUUGGCACUACCAUGGGGGGUGCCAUGUGGGCAAGGUGGUCAGCCCUGACCACAAGGUUCUUGGAAUUGACAGCCUUCGAGUAGUCGAUGUUUCAACAUUUAAUGAAUCUCCAGGCACCAAUCCCCAAGCCACUGUCCUGAUGAUGGGAAGGUACAUGGGAGUGAAGAUUUUGAGAGACAGACUAGGAGAAACAGCUGGUGUGUAGUGACUAAGACCAACUGAGAGGAAAAGAAAGCAAUGUUAGCAGUAUGAGAGACAAUGCAUUUUUUUAAUCAUUUCUAGCUGGCUGUAAUAUGUAGAAAUUGGUCUGAAAUGGGAAACAUGUGCUUUGCCUCUUUAUAUUAUUAUAUCAAUCAAGUACUUUUGUUAUAUGCA